AUGUCUACCGAGAUCGCCACAACUCCGGCGACCGCGCCUGCGGCGGGUGCCGCGUCCGUUGGGAUGCGCAAGAACGGAAAAAACUGGCAUGAUUCCAGCAAGAAGGCUUUCCGCCCUAAAGCGGGCCUUACCUCUUACGCUAAGCGGGUGGAAGCUCGUAAGCUCAACGAUGCUGUCAAGGAGCGUGAACGUGAGAUGAAGGCCGAGGCUACGGCUGAGCGUCAGGCCCGCAUCCAGCGCAUUAAGGACCGUAGAGCCGCCAAGGAGGAGAAGGCUCGUUACGAGAAGAUGGCUGAGAAGAUGCACAAGAAGCGGGUCGAGCGUCUCAAGCGCCGCGAGAAGCGCAACAGGCUGCUCAACUCAUGA
Molecule: messenger RNA, 366 nt
Organism: Penicillium atrosanguineum
Lineage: Eukaryota; Fungi; Ascomycota; Eurotiomycetes; Eurotiales; Aspergillaceae
Product: CGR1 family protein
Exons: 3
Coding region: 1-366 (121 amino acids)
Source: RefSeq, a predicted model, not a curated record